This is a messenger RNA of Cajanus cajan (pigeon pea), 3006 nucleotides long. Its product is annotated as AAA-type ATPase family protein. Gene Ontology annotation, cellular component: chloroplast. The record is from RefSeq and is a predicted model, not a curated record. Gene Ontology annotation, biological process: proteolysis; protein import into chloroplast stroma. Gene Ontology annotation, molecular function: ATP-dependent peptidase activity; ATP binding; metalloendopeptidase activity. NCBI's taxonomy places the organism in Eukaryota, Viridiplantae, Streptophyta, Magnoliopsida, Fabales, Fabaceae.
UUCCUAAAACAUCCAGAGUUAAAACGAAGUACGCAAAGGCACUUACUUAUCCGAAUACGAAGAGAAGAGAAGAGAAGGAAGUUGGUCUUCGUCACCAAUGGCUGCACCAACAAACCCAUAGCCGAGAAUGUAACAGCAGCAUUCCAUGGCCUCACAUUGCUUCCUUCGUUAUCCUUCCCCUAACCCCAAAUUCAAAACCCUUCCCAAACCCCCUUACCACCCUUCCGUCUCCUCGCGAAUUCAAACCCCACAACCCGACAACGACAACGACAACGACGCCACCAAUCCCCAAAACGACAACCGCUUUGACUUCCUCAAACUCACCGUAACCCUCACCAUCAUCUCCGCCUCCCUCCCCCAACCCGCCGCCGCUGCUGCCGCCACCAGGGGAAAGAAACGGCCGCCGCGAAAACAAUCCUCCAAAAAACUCGAAGCUCUCUCGCCGGAGGAGCUCCGGACAUGGACUCAGGGCCUCCCCGUGGUCUCCGAUCGCCUUCCCUACAGCGAAAUCCUGGACUUGAGAAAAAACGGGAAGCUGAAGCACAUAAUUAAGCCUAGUUCCGCGAACUUGAGGCUAAGGGGUGAAGCAGUUCUCGUGGUUUUGGACGAUUCGAGAGUGUUGAGGACAGUGCUGCCUUCGUUUGAGAGCCAUAGCAUGUUUUGGGAUUCAUGGGAUGAGUUGAAGAUUGAUUCAUUGUGUGUGAAUGCGUACACGCCACCCAUUAAGAGGCCAGAGUGGCCCCCUUCUCUUUUGUCCAUGAUUUGGGUGCCCCCUUUUGUGAAGAAUUUCUUUGUUAACAUUUUUGAAGAUAGGGAGAGAAAGCCCAAGAAGGAGUCCAGGAAGAUCGCAGAGUAUAGGCAAAUGAGGAUGGAUUUGAAGAGGGAGAAGGAAGAAGAGAUGAGGAGGUUGAGGGAAGAGAGGGAGACCAUGGAGAGGAACAUGAGGAUUCAGAAGAAGGAGGAGGAGAGGAAAAGGAAGAAGGAGAUGAGGAAGCGGAAGUACCAGGAAUCGUUGCGCCAGGCGAGUGAGCGUUACGAGAGAAUGGCGUAUUUUUGGUCGGAUUUGGCCAACAAUAGCAAUGUGGCUAAUGCACUUGGGGUGCUUUUCUUCUACAUUUUUUAUAGGACUGUGGUGCUUAGUUAUAGGAAGCAGAAGAAGGACUACGAGGAUAGGCUCAAGAUUGAGAGGGCUGAGGCUGAAGAGAGGAGGAAGAUGAGGGAGUUGGAGAGGGAGAUGGAGGGGAUUGAAGGUGAUGAUGAGGAGAGUGAGCAGGGGAAAGGGGAGGAGAAUGCUUAUUUGAAAAUGGCAAAGCAGUUUAUGAAAUCGGGAGCGCGUGUGAGGAGAGCGCAGAACAAAAGGCUUCCUCAGUAUCUAGAGAGAGGAGUGGAUGUCAAGUUUAGUGAUGUUGCUGGGCUGGGUAAAAUUCGACUUGAACUCGAGGAGAUUGUCAAGUUCUUUACUCAUGGAGAGAUGUACCGAAGGAGGGGAGUGAAAAUUCCAGGUGGCAUACUUCUUUGUGGCCCCCCUGGAGUGGGAAAGACAUUGCUGGCAAAAGCAGUGGCUGGCGAGGCAGGGGUUAAUUUCUUCUCUAUUUCUGCUUCACAGUUUGUGGAGAUAUAUGUCGGUGUUGGGGCUUCUCGUGUUCGAGCACUUUACCAAGAAGCCAGGGAAAAUGCUCCAUCUGUUGUCUUCAUUGAUGAGCUGGAUGCUGUGGGAAGGGAGCGUGGCUUGAUUAAAGGUUCAGGUGGACAGGAACGUGAUGCUACUCUUAAUCAGCUCCUGGUGUGCUUAGAUGGGUUUGAAGGAAGGGGAGAGGUGAUCACUAUUGCAUCCACUAACCGACCAGACAUUCUGGAUCCUGCACUAGUGAGACCUGGCAGGUUUGAUCGGAAAAUAUAUAUUCCCAAACCUGGCCUCAUUGGCCGCAUAGAAAUUCUAAAGGUCCAUGCUCGUAAAAAGCCAAUGGCUGAAGAUGUUGAUUACAUGGCUGUAGCUAGUAUGACUGAUGGAAUGGUUGGUGCAGAGUUAGCCAACAUAGUUGAGGUUGCUGCAAUCAAUAUGAUGCGUGACUCAAGGACCGAGAUUACUACUGAUGACUUAUUGCAAGCUGCACAAAUGGAAGAAAGAGGAAUGCUAGAUAGAAAGGAGAGAAGCAGAGAGACAUGGAAGCAAGUCGCCAUAAAUGAAGCUGCAAUGGCUGUUGUGGCUGUGAACUUUCCUGAUCUUAAAAAUAUAGAGUUUGUCACAAUUGCCCCUAGAGCUGGUAGGGAAUUGGGUUAUGUUCGAGUGAAGAUGGAUUCAGUAAAAUUUAAUGAAGGAAUGCUCACUCGACAAUCCCUUCUUGAUCAUAUUACUGUUCAACUAGCUCCCCGUGCGGCUGAUGAACUUUGGUUUGGGAGUGAUCAGUUGAGUACAAUAUGGGCUGAAACUGCAGACAAUGCUAGAUCUGCAGCAAGGACAUUUGUUCUUGGUGGGCUUUCCGAGAAGUAUCAUGGAAUAUCCAAUUUCUGGGUGUCAGACCGAAUUAAUGACAUUGAUUCGGAAGCAAUGAGGAUUGUCAACUCGUGUUAUGAACGUGCAAAAGAGAUCCUGGAGCAAAACAGAACGCUGAUGGAUGCUGUGGUGAAUGAACUUGUUGAGAAGAAAAGCUUAACCAAGCAAGAAUUCUUCCGUCUAGUAGAGUUGCAUGGCUCCCUAAAACCAAUGCCUCCAAGCAUACUUGACUUACGAGUUGCCAAGUGUAGCGAAUUCCAAAAAUUGAUUAAUAGUGAAAAGGAAACAAGUUUGAGGAGCCAUGCAUGAGAAAUUGCAGGGGCAAAUGCCCCAUCAAUUUUGAGGAAUAAUUCUACUAUAGGCAUAUUUACUGCACCUUAUUGAUGUAUUAUGUUAUAUUCUUUACCGCAACUCUGAUGGACGCUGUUCCUUGUUUUUCUUCGUUUUGGUGGAAGGCCAUGUUAGAACCUGAAUUAUAAAAAAAAAAAAAAAUGAUGCAUUGGAAUGCUCGA